This is a messenger RNA of Schizophyllum commune H4-8, 1007 nucleotides long. Its product is annotated as winged helix DNA-binding domain-containing protein. Gene Ontology annotation, biological process: protein transport to vacuole involved in ubiquitin-dependent protein catabolic process via the multivesicular body sorting pathway. Gene Ontology annotation, cellular component: ESCRT II complex. The record is from RefSeq and is a predicted model, not a curated record. NCBI's taxonomy places the organism in Eukaryota, Fungi, Basidiomycota, Agaricomycetes, Agaricales, Schizophyllaceae. The transcript has 2 exons. Bases 33 to 782 code for a protein of 249 amino acids.
CGUCCAUCUUGUAUCUGACCGUCAUCAUCGCUAUGCACCGCCUCGGCGGCGUCGGCAUCGCUGCCUUUGAGCGCAGUGAACAAUCGAAGCGCUCCUUCGCAGAACUAUCAUCCACGGUAUCGCAGACGCAGGUUGCCGAUCUCAAGUCCCAGCUUGAGCAGUUCCGUACCGCCCUCGCCCGUUUCGCCACACAGCACCGCGACACCAUCAAGAACGAUCCCAACUUUCGUCAUGCCUUUCAACAAAUGUGUGCUACUGUCGGUAUAGACCCGCUCGCUGGCCCUCGCCGGGGAGGAUGGUGGGCGGAGCUCCUGGGCCUCGGAGAUUGGCAGUACGAACUCGGUGUCCAGAUCGUCGACGUCUGCGUCAGCACCAGAACUCGCAACGGCGGCAUGAUCGACAUGAGCGAGCUCGUUCGCCAUGUUACACGUCUGCGCGGCCUGAAUGCUGGCGCGGUCACCGAGGAUGACAUCGUCAGCAGCAUCAAGACGCUUGAACCGCUUGGCGCGGGUUAUCAGGUCAUCGACGUGGGGGGGCGGAAGAUGGUCAGGAGCGUACCGAAGGAGCUUGAUCAGGAUCAGGCUAUCAUCCUCGACUUGGCCCACGAUACGGGUGGACGCGUCGUCGAAAUCGAUCUUGUUUCGCGCCGCGGGUGGACUCAAGAACGAGCGCGCGCUGCGCUUGAAAAUAUGCUUCUCCGAGAUGGCCUAUGCUGGCUCGACGACCAAGAUCCUACAUCGGGAAACGCAUAUUGGAUCAUGUCCGUCAUGCAGUGGGAAUGAGCGAGAGCCCUUGUAUCUCGAACCCGACCUACACGGCCCGUUGUCGUGCGCUCUUCCUGAGCAUGCUCGAGUCAGCGCAUAGAAACAUCUAUCUGAACCAUGGACGACCGUUGGUACUCCACUUCAGUCACUGAAGUGCGAAGUCCGGGAUGCGUGAACGCUUGUGGCUGGAGGCGGUCGCGUACCGUGCUGUCAAGACGCGCAUCACUUCAGGACUAGAGAUCA